Molecule: messenger RNA, 1001 nt
Organism: Wasmannia auropunctata (little fire ant)
Lineage: Eukaryota; Metazoa; Arthropoda; Insecta; Hymenoptera; Formicidae
Exons: 5
Coding region: 152-862 (236 amino acids)
Source: RefSeq, a predicted model, not a curated record
AUCUAAAAUUUUUGGCAGGUUAUAUUAUACGUAAACAGAAAAAUUUUUAAUCUGUCAUUUCUUUUGAUGUUGUCAAAAUACCAUUAUAAUAUUUAAGUUAAGCGUUUAUUCUCGAAAUUGCCUGAUUAAGAUAUUUGAAAAAAAAAUAGUUAUGUAUCUGAUAUAUCGCUUCUUUACUAGCAUAAUCUUCACGGUGAUAAAUGCGACUAUUGUAUUGUAUAUGUGUCAACGCUUUUUCCGAGUGAUGAGAGCACAUUAUCAGAUUAUGGCCGAAGCCGAGAAAUUUAAUUCAAUUAUUUCUGAAUCACGUGCGAGCCUCAAUUAUAUCAGCUCGAAGGUUUCCGAAGGAAUGAAUCAGAUGAAGGAGGACAUUGCCAGAGAAUUGUUCAUUACCGAUCAUUUAACGAAAUUUAGUUCGAGAGUUGGUCUGUUGUUGCAACGUUAUUCCGAAUUGGAGGAAGGAUUGCUCGAGCUAGUAAGAAUGAAUUACAAUGCGAAGAGCGUGCGGAUUGAAACGCCGGCUGACAUCAAUGAGGAAGUCAAAUGCAUUCUCAUGGCAAGAAAAAGAUCGCAACAGCAACAGCAAUUACAGCAGCAAUCAGACCGUCCGCGAACGCCGAGAAGAUUGCGAGCAAAUACUUCCACAGAAGUGAAAGAUUCUCAGCCGCAUAAUUCCAUUGUGAGUUCGAAGUUCCUUACGUUACAAUCACACGAUACCGAUCUCUCAAACAUGACGAUGCUUGAGAAACAAGAAAGACCACGUACGCCUGCAUAUCCAGAGGUUCAGCUGUUGAAUGAUUCGAGACCGGUAAUUGAUGCAAAACCCAUUGGCUUUCGACCAUCCUGGAAAUGCGAGACUUAAAAUGACCAUCGGACAAGUUUAUUGUCGUAUUUCUUUUGAUCUCUUCUUUUUUGAUAAUUGUCAUUGUUCGUAAAAAUGCAGAAAAAAUUGUAUCUGUGAAAUAUAAUAAAUAAAUAUGUUUUCUGUGUCCGGCCAAGUA